CGUCAACAACAAAGGAUCAACACCAGCAACAGUCAAAGAGGGGAUCUUGGAGGGGAAUCGCCAGUUGUGUGUUUCGCUCUUUUAUUCCCUUCUGAUCAAAGGAUUUUUUGCGGAGGAGGCAGAAUCUUUGUCUCCUACCCUGUUACUCUUGCGACUUUUUUUUGGUCACUCGUUAACUACCACUCGACAGCCGCCCUCAAUUUCUUUUUCACCCAUUUUCUCUCUCUUUCUCUCUCUCUCUCUCUCUUUUUUUAUAUUUCACCUUUGUCAGAUCUUUUAAGUCAAGAUGGAUGACUCCUUGAUGGACGACUCCGUCUUCGAGGACGACGCUAGCUCUGACUUCAUGCCUGAACCAGCUCCCAAGCCCAAGGCAAAGGCUGCCGCAAAGAAGGCAGCACCCAAAAAGUUGACACAGACAAAAUUGACUGCGAAGACAUCGCCAAAGUCAAAGAAGCGCGCCAAAGCGGAUAUGGAAGACGACAUGUCUGACAACGAUGAUCCCUUCGAUGACGAUUCCGUCCUCUCUCAUACCCCUCCCCAGAAGGUGAAGAAGGCGGCGCCGUCGAAGAAGGGAGGCUCGAAACCCCUGGCCGAUGUGGAGAAUGAAUCGUUCUCAGUCGACGGCACUGAGGAACCAUCCAAGGAAGUAAAUGUAUCGGAGAAAUAUGAAAAGCUCUCACAUCUCGAACACAUCGUGAAACGUCCAGACACGUAUAUCGGAUCCGUUGAGCGCACCUCCCAAGAAAUGUGGGUCUACAAUUCGGAGACAGAUAGCAUGGAGUAUCGCGAGGUCUCUUACGUCCCCGGUCUUUAUAAGAUCUUUGACGAAAUCGUCGUGAACGCCGCUGAUAAUAAGCAAAACGACGCCAAUAUGGACGAGAUUCGCGUUACCGUGAGUCGUGAGACGGGGGAAAUUAGUGUCUGGAACAAUGGCCGUGGUAUUCCCAUUGAGAUCCACGAGAAACACAAAAUCUACAUCCCAGAACUGAUUUUCGGUAACCUCCUGACAUCUUCCAACUACAAUGACAGCCAACAAAAAGUCACUGGAGGUCGUAAUGGCUUUGGUGCGAAGCUUUGUAACGUUUUCUCUACGGAGUUUUCCAUUGAAACAGUCGACUCGCGUCAAAAGAAAAAGUACAAGCAGACCUGGACUGAUAAUAUGACUAAGAUCGGCAAGCCAAAGAUCACCGAUGCCUCGAAGAGCGAUGACUACACAAAAGUCACGUUUAAGCCAGAUUAUGCCAAAUUUGGCAUGGAGGGUAUGGAUGACGACUUUGAAGCUCUCGUUAAGCGUCGAGUGUAUGACUUGGCAGGUACUACGAAGGUGGCUGUCAAGCUCAAUGGGUCCCGCAUUCCGGUUCGUAAUUUCAAAAAGUACAUGGAAAUGUACACCAAAGCCAUCCGCAAGGAGCGUGGUGAAGACGGCCCUGCUCCCAAGGACGAGAUUAUUACCUGCAGCCCGGACCCUAGAUGGGAGAUUGGCUUUGCUGUAUCCGACGGCUCAUUCCAGCAAGUUUCGUUUGCCAAUGCCAUCGCCACCACUUCUGGCGGUUCCCACGUGAACUACAUUGCCGACCAAAUCUGUACUAAGCUGGCUGACGCCGUUAAAAAGAAGAAUAAGAAUGGCGCCACAUUAAAAACCGCACAGAUUCGCAAUCACAUCUUCCUUUUCGUCAAUGCUCUGAUCGUGAACCCGGCUUUUACCUCACAAACGAAGGAACAAUUGACAACCAAACCCUCGCAAUUCGGUAGCAAGUGUGUGCUGGAGGAUGACUUCUUAAAGAAAAUUCUCAAGACCGACAUCAUGAACAACAUCCUGCAUUUUGCUCAGCAAAAGGCCGACCAGAUGCUCAAGAAAUCUGAUGGUGGUCGCCGUACCCGUAUGAAUAACCCCAAACUUACUGAUGCAAACAAGGCGGGUACGAAGGAAGGUCAUCACUGUACCCUCAUCCUGACUGAGGGUGACUCGGCCAAGGGUCUUGCUAUGGCUGGGCGUGCAGUGGUUGGUCCUGAUCUCUUCGGUGUGUAUCCGCUCCGUGGAAAGAUGCUUAACGUGCGGGAUGCUUCGUUUGAGCAAAUUUCCAAGAACCAGGAAAUCCAAAACAUCAAAAAUUUUAUGGGGUUGCAGCACAAGAAAGAGUACACAGAGACCCGGGGCCUCCGCUAUGGCCACCUGAUGAUCAUGACUGACCAAGAUCACGAUGGUAGUCAUAUUAAGGGGUUGCUUAUCAACUUCCUCCAAGCUCAGUUCCCAAGUUUGUUGAAGAUUCCCGAGUUUUUGAUUGAGUUCAUCACGCCUAUCAUCAAGGUCUGGAAGGGGGACGCCAAGAACCCAACCAAGUCUGUCUCGUUCUUCACCAUGCCUGAGUAUGAGGCAUGGAAAGAAUUGCCCGGCCAUCAGCGCGGCUGGGACCACAAAUACUACAAGGGUUUGGGUACUAGUACCACCGAAGAUGCCCAGAUCUACUUCCGUGAUCUCGAUCGCCACCUGAAGGAGUUCCAUACGAUGCAGGAUAAAGAGGCCGAACUGAUUGAACUUGCUUUUUCGAAGAAGAAAGCCGAUGAGCGAAAGGAGUGGCUGCGCCAAUUCAAGCCUGGUACCUAUUUGGAUCACUCCGUUGAGAAAAUCACCUACACCGACUUCAUCAACAAGGAGCUCAUCCUGUUCAGUAUGGCGGACAAUAUUCGAUCCAUUCCAUCCGUUGUCGAUGGGUUGAAACCGGGUCAACGCAAAGUUUUAUACACCUGUUUUCGCCGGAAUCUCAAGAAGGAUAUGAAGGUCGUUGAACUCGCCGGUCACGUUUCGGGUAUGACCGCCUAUCACCAUGGCGAUGCCUCUUUGCAGCAAACCAUUGUCGGUCUUGCCCAAGACUUUGUCGGAUCCAACAAUAUCAAUUGCCUUGAACCCAGUGGCAACUUUGGUAGUCGUCUCCAAGGUGGUGCCGAUUGUGCAAGUGCGCGUUAUAUUUACACUCGCCUCUCCCCGUUUGCUAGACGCGUAUUCAACGUGCAGGAUGAGCCCCUGCUCACAAACAACGUAGACGAUGGCAAAAUUAUCGAGCCCGAAGUCUACGUUCCCGUCGUACCCAUGAUCCUGAUUAAUGGUGCGGACGGUAUCGGUACUGGUUGGAGUUCCACCAUCCCUAACUAUAAUCCCGAGGAUAUUGUGGAUAAUUUGCGCCGUAUGAUGAAGGGUGAAGAAAUAAAGCCCAUGCAACCAUGGUUCCGCGGUUUCAAGGGUGAAGUCACUCCCCUCGGACCGGACAAGUAUAAGUUCAGUGGCAUCAUCAGGGAGCUCUCGGAAAAAGAGGUUGAAAUCACUGAACUCCCAGUUCGUACCUGGACGCAGGACUUCAAGGACAAACUGGAGGAUAUCAUCAAGGCCGAAAAGACUCCAUCAUUCAUCAAGGAUUAUAGGGAUUAUAACACCCAUACCGAUGUUCACUUCGUCAUCCAGAUGGAUGAGAAGAACAUGAAGACAGCCGUGGGUGAGGGCUUGGAAGAGAAAUUCAAGCUGGCCAAGACUGUCGCAACCACGAAUUUGGUUGCCUUCGACCCUGAAGGCCGGAUCACUAAGUAUAACACCGUUGAUGAUAUCAUGAAAGAAUUCUUCGCUGUUCGUCUGAAGUAUUACGAGCGACGCAAGCAAUACCAGCUCUCUCAACUUCAAAAAGAACUCGAUAAGCUUAGCAACCAGGCAAGAUUUGUCCAGAUGAUUAUUGACGGCGAGUUGGUGGUUUCCAAGAAGAAGAAGCAGGUCCUGGUUUUGGAGUUGAAGGAGAAGGGUUUCAGACCAUUCCCCAAGGUAGCGGAUGCCGUCAAAGCUGGUGAAACCGAGAAGGUCGUGGAGGAGUCCGAAGCAGAGGCAGUGGAGGACGCUGAAGGCACGGAUGAUCUUUCCACCGCCUAUGAUUAUCUCUUGGGAAUGGCAAUUUGGUCUUUGACCCAGGAGCGCGUGGAAAAGCUCCGCCGCCAGAUUGGCGAGAAAGAGCUGGAGGUUGACGUGCUCAUCAAGCUGUCCAAAGAAGACAUCUGGACGAAGGAUCUUGAUGAAUUUAUCAACGAAUGGCGCUUCCAGCUGGAGGACCAGGAACGCCGUCGGCGUAAGUACGCCAAGAUGGGCCGUCGAGCCUCGAUGAAGCUUGCGACGGCAGGUCGCGGAGCCGGCGCGAAAAAGCGCAAGGCAGCCGCCGAUGAUUCAGAUGAAGAUUUUGCUGCGCCCAAGUCCAAGAAAUCUGCCGUGAAAAAGAAGGAGGCAAAGGGUGGCAUUCUCAGUUUCCUCGGCAAAUCAUCCGCCAAACCCGCAUCUAAGGAUUCGGACGAUGAUUUUGAUGUUGAGGUGCUCCCUACGAAGAGCCGGGCUGUACCCCAGGCUGCAGCCAAGCGCGCAACCAAGCCCAAGGAUGAGGAUGGUGAUAUCGACAUGGAUAACUCGGAUAUUGAGAUAAUGCCGAAGAAGAGUCGAGUAGUUCCUAAACUUGAAGAGGAGGAGGACGACCUUGAUGACGACGAUUUCAUGGAGAUCACGAAGGCAGAAGCUGCUAAAACCGCGCCCCAAGCCAGCCGCACAGGUCGCAAACCAGCUCCUAAGUAUACCUUGGACGACUCGGAUAGUGAUAACGGCGAUGAUCUGCUCGGUGAUGUGAGCAACAUGGUCAAGGGCAUUGGCGGAGCGGCUGGCACUUCUUCCAAGUCGGAUUCCCGACAGCUUUUCUCUGAGCUUUCCCGGCCUGGCAGCAGUACCAGUUUGCCUACCAGCGCGAAGGCAUCCAAGUUUUCCAAGGACUUUGACGCGGACGAAACAGACUACAGCAAGCUCGUUCCUCAAAACUCUCCACGCCGGUCGCUUCAGGUCAAGUCCAAAGACGUGAAGAUGUCGGAUGAUCACGAUGUGGAUGACGACGACGAGGAUGAUGAGCCAGUUAAACCCACUAAGGGUAGGGCUGCUGCCAAACCCAAGGCAAGUGCAGCAGCCAAGUCAAGUACCGCUAAGCCCCGGGGCCGCCCAAAGAAGGAUGCUUCAGCCACCAUUGCCCCUGCUUCCAAGAAGAAGACAGCGCUUUCGCCUGCGGCCAAGGCUUAUGCCUCCAAGCAGGCUAAGACGACCAGCAAGAAGAAGCAGCUCGCCGAUGACUUGUCAGACGACGAUAUUGACGCGAUGGCUAAUGACAUCUUGGACUCCCCUGCUACAGGAAAGGCCGAUGCUCCUACACGCAAAACAGCGGCCCGGCCAGCCAGACGGACCGCAGUGACGAAGAAGAAGUCGUAUGUGAUUGAUGAUGAUAGUGAAGAUGCAGGGGGUGCGGCUUCGGAGGAUGAUUUUGAUCUUGACAGCGAAUAAAUGCGGUGGUUGUACAGGGUUCUUAAGACGUUGAUCGUCUCAGGAGGUUAUCUUUUAUUUUCUAGUUUGGGUUCUUUCUUCUUAAUGUUACUCCUUGCCUGCGAUAAUUAUUAUCUCAUUUCUAUCAAGCCUUGAGGCGUUUAGUUUAAUGAGAGCUUUCCAUUCCACACCAG
Aspergillus ochraceoroseus IBT 24754 is the source of this 5514-nucleotide messenger RNA. RefSeq names its product DNA topoisomerase 2. Gene Ontology annotation, molecular function: DNA topoisomerase type II (double strand cut, ATP-hydrolyzing) activity; ATP binding; DNA binding. Gene Ontology annotation, biological process: resolution of meiotic recombination intermediates; DNA topological change; sister chromatid segregation. Gene Ontology annotation, cellular component: nucleus. Lineage: Eukaryota; Fungi; Ascomycota; Eurotiomycetes; Eurotiales; Aspergillaceae. The transcript has 4 exons. Bases 287 to 5341 code for a protein of 1684 amino acids. The record is from RefSeq and is a predicted model, not a curated record.